UUCAAUGCUAAACCUUAUGUUUAAUUGUUUGUUUACGCUGCUUAUGUAUUGUUAAUCAUAUUAUGUAUCCUAUGCUGUCAGCACCAAUUUGUGCUGCUGGCGAGUAUCGAUGUGAGGGAACGAACAUGUGUAUCCCGCAGAAAGACAUCUGUAACGGAGAUGUUGACUGCCCUUGGCGAGAUGACGCGCAGUUCUGUCCCGAGUGCCCGGAUCUGUGUUUCGGCAACAUUAGAUGUCCCAAUAGCCUGAAUUGUCUCUCCAUCCAGGAGGUGUGUAGUGCUAACCCUUUCGGCGCCGUCGGUUGCACCAACCAAAUAACCGACCUGUUCAACAAUGAGUGUGGCAUUGUUUAAAUUGUUGAAGAACCCCAGACCCAGGGUAGUGAUGUUAUUAUGAAUGCAUUUUAAGAUUAUACUCACUUCUUCGGUUAAAUUCUUGUGUUUUGUCUGUGUACUUGCACGUGUAGUUCUGAUA
Mya arenaria is the source of this 474-nucleotide messenger RNA. RefSeq names its product low-density lipoprotein receptor-like. The transcript is spliced from 2 exons. Gene Ontology annotation, molecular function: protein binding. The record is from RefSeq and is a predicted model, not a curated record. NCBI's taxonomy places the organism in Eukaryota, Metazoa, Mollusca, Bivalvia, Myida, Myidae. Bases 63 to 353 code for a protein of 96 amino acids.